AUGGCGCUAGCGCCUGCGUCCAGCCCGGCAUCCCCACGUGCGGAGGAAGCUGCAGUGAUAGAGGUAAAGGACGAGGAAGCAGAAGACCGAGAAGAGCUGCCAACGAUCAAGACCCCUGCAAUGGCAUCGAUCCUGGGCGAGUGCCUGACUGAGGUCCUGCAGGACAUGGGGGCCAGCGUGUCUUCAGAAGAGGAGGAACUUCUACUUCAGAACUUCCACAAGGCCUGGUUCAAGGAGAUGUCCAAGCUUCCACGCAUGUGGGAAGUUGAUGUGCGGGGAAGUCUUGAGUCGUUCAGCUUCGCCGGCCGGAACCAGUUCCUGGAAAUCGGGGAUGCGGAGGUGCGUGCCCCUGACUUCAGCGUCACAGGAGUUCCGGUGCGAAUUCAGUGCAAGUUGAGAAAAGAUGCCACCGGCUCUGCCAGCCGGAAGCGCCGUGUCAUUGAAAGUGAUGAUGACGAAUAG
Symbiodinium sp. CCMP2592 is the source of this 462-nucleotide messenger RNA. The record is from the annotation of a GenBank genome assembly. Lineage: Eukaryota; Dinophyceae; Suessiales; Symbiodiniaceae.